Mercenaria mercenaria is the source of this 2053-nucleotide messenger RNA. RefSeq names its product cadherin-related family member 1-like. The record is from RefSeq and is a predicted model, not a curated record. The transcript has 9 exons. Lineage: Eukaryota; Metazoa; Mollusca; Bivalvia; Venerida; Veneridae. Gene Ontology annotation, cellular component: catenin complex; plasma membrane. Gene Ontology annotation, molecular function: cadherin binding; calcium ion binding. Bases 245 to 1168 code for a protein of 307 amino acids. Gene Ontology annotation, biological process: homophilic cell-cell adhesion.
UUUACAGUCUACAAAAGAUGCUCAACUUUUCAAGGAAACAUUCGUCAUUAAUAACAAAUCAGCUGAUAUAUACCUAAAGAGAGCACUGGAUUACGAAGAAUUGACAUUCUUUCAGUUUAAAAUACAUGCAGUGGACGGCGGUAAUCUGUCUUCGUCCGAAGUUUUAACUAUCCGAAUACUGGACAUUCAGGAUACUCCGCCUGAAUUUCAAGGCACCCCUUACGUUGUGACGAUAUUGGAAAAUAUGCCAUUGAACUCGCAUUUCUUCACAGUACGGGCUAUAGAUGGAGAUAGAGGCAUACCGAAUGAAGUGUCGUUCCGAUUUAUUUCAGGACCAUGUUUAUCUUCUAUUGCAAUAAAUGAACAUACAGGCGAGGUAACUGUUACAGGCCCGGUAGACAGAGAUUCCGGGGAUAUUAUGGAACAUGGAGGUGUCUGUGAAAUUGCUAUAUUGGUUUCGGAAAUAGAAGAACACACACCACAGUUUGGUGGAACCGCUGCUACUACAACACUUAGCAUCUUUGUAACAGAUGAAAACGAUAACCAACCUUACUUUAAUGAGGAACACUAUAGUGCUUAUAUAGCUGAUACUGCACAACUCAACUAUCCAGUGCAGUUUGAAAAUGAUACAGAAAUAUACAUAGAAGACAAGGAUCAGGGCUCUAGUGGUAUACUGGAACUUGUUUUAAGGAGUCAAGACGGUGAUAUAACUUACGACUUUGAACCGAUACCUAGCGUUAUUGCCUCACGUGGAAGGCCUUUAAUAGCUUUAAAAUCACCAGGUCUACUUAAUAAACGAAAAGAAAUAAUCUUAAAACUGUAUGCAAUAGAGCGUGAUACACCGCAAAAGAACACCGCCGUUGCAACGAUAAGCAUACGGGUGCUCCCUGUUGCCACGACAACUGCUUCGGCAACAACUGUGAGAAUAACGACACCAAAGUAUUUAGAUCCAUUCAUACCCAGUGUUCUGGGUGCAGUUAUAGCAGUGAUAUUAUUGAUAUGGGCCGGAUCAAUUACCUGCUAUAUAGUACUGAAAUACAAUGGGCUGCCAAGGAAAAAUAAAGUUGGGCAUCACGAUAACCCUGUCGGGAAAACAAAUGUGCAUAUACAGAAUGGAGAAAGUACAGGAAUAGACACUGCACGUCGAAAUGACGUUUCACAUGCUUAAAUAAAACAGACAUAUUGUACUGGCUACAAGUCAUUUAUAAUCAGUUAAUGAUAUGGUCGCAUGUGCUUUCGACUAAUUCUACAAAUGUGCAUAUACAGAAUGAGGAAACUACAGGAAUAGACACUGCACGUCGAAAUGACGUUUCACAUGAUUAAGAAACUCAGACAUACGUUACUGGCUACAAGUUAUGUAUAAUCAAUAAAUGAUAUGGUCUCGUGUGAUUUUGACUAAUUCUACAAAUAAUCAUCGAGAUCACAUUUGAAACAGGUCGUUAAAAGUGAAUUGUUUUCUAUAUUUUAUGAAUAACUUUAUGUCAAUUAUGUUUGCACAAUAAUGGCAGGUAAAGGAGUUAUAUAUGACAUCUUAAGUCUUCAUCCCAUGUCUAAAUAAUCUUUGUUAGCUUGUAAGAAUCAAACCCUUUUUAAAAUAUAUUUUGUGCAACAAACCAUUUAAAUAAUAUUUAAAGGUAAAACAAAACAAAACAAAACAAACAAAACAAAAAAACAAAACAGUAAACUACUUUUACAAGACCAGUAACAUUUCUACUAAGCCUAUCAAGAUAGAAAUAUUAAUAAUUAUCUAAAUAUGGUUAUAAUUGUGAUAUUCUAAUUCAUAAUAUAAAUACAAAAUUAAAAUGAUUCAGUCGCUAGCAAAUGCCAUAGUUCAAUCAUUUUCCUUUGUUUGGACUUGCAAUUAAUAUAUAUUUUUCUCCAUCUUAUAUUAAGAGUAUUUUGUUUAUUAAAGUGUUUAAUAACCCUUUAAUGAGUUCUGUUGAUACUCUUGACAUUGUUAAAAGAUUUUGAACAUUAAGACUGCCAGCAUGUUAUUGUUUAUGUAAUAAAACAAAAAUUGUUGUUUAUAUGAUUUUUUUUGUGCAUUUCAGUU